AUCAUCUCGAUUGGUUGGAAAAAAUCGGACUCGACCUGAAGAGCCUGGCGCCUCAACUAUACCCCGAUCAGCUUCCCGGGGGUCACAUGCCUCCCUUCCUCACCCGACCGCCCACGUUUUGGAAUCCGUCCAAGAACGCCAUCAGCACCCAACUGACGGUUCAGCCUGCUUCUGUUGAAAUACAUUCAGGCUUCUUGGCCCACCUCAACACGAGAAAGAUACAAACCGCCCGACAGCUGUCUGUGUUCUCAAAGUCAGCCUUGAAGACUAACGUCAUCGAUCUGUCACCAAAGAAAGUCGGAUCAUCCUCAGAUCCUCCUUUUGGAAGGGGGAUUCUGGUGUCGCAGACAGAAUCUGGUCAAGCCAUCGUUUCAAGCGUUCCACCUGCCAACGCCAUCUAUAGGGAUGUUUAUACUUCCGUGUUCAACCGCUCGCAUUUAUUGCCAUUCACUUUUGUGGUUCAUGGGGCUCAACAGGAUGCCUUCCAUUUUGUUAAAGAUGAGACCUGGAAAGCUAACGAUGACAAAGGACAAUUGAAACGUCUCCAAGGCCAAGUAAACACUACCUUCCACGAAAUAGCCAGAGAAAACGGCAGUGGCAACAGCUACUUCGAUGUGAAAAUCCAUGCACUUAACGUAGUCAUCAACCUCCGAUACGGAACGUCUGUGGAGAAAGAAAAACAGAGGCUGCUCCACCACGCCAAACUAUCGGUUAUCCGAAAGGCUUGGCACAAGGAAAAGGAGUGCUACAAGAAUGGUUUCGCAGGCAGCGUAGAUUGGAGCACCAGCGAAUUGGAAGAACUCUCCAAGGUCGGUUACGUGAGUAACUACGAUGGAGAGUACAUCCACGAUGUGCAGCAGUAUCCUGAGCUAGCGGAGGAUCCCUACAACAUAAAAUUCGUUCGGAAGCAGGCAGAGUCGACGAAGAAGAGGAGGAGGAAAAGAGACGUCAAGAAAUCCUGCCAGGACCGCUGGUGGUUCGCUUUCACGGAGCUAUGCUAGUGAACGGUAUUAGGAAAGACUUGACACAACAGUGAAUCAUUUCAAUUAACUAAGUGUGAUGUACCUAAAGAGGGAAAAGCUUACAAAGUAAGUCUUUUUAUACCAAAAAACCAAAGUCUAUUUGUGUAAGAAUUUCAAAGAUGCCAAAAUGUAUAUUAUUUAUUUACAAUAUGUUACCUACAUGUAUGUGAUUCAAGGGUUUCGAAUGGAUUUUGCAGAAUCAACUGUUUUUAUAUUAUUUUACAUAUGACUGAUCAUUGAUUUGCAAAAUCCGUAUCGAACCGUCUUUGUACAUAUUUGCAUAAUUAUAUUAUAGAAGAACAA
Molecule: messenger RNA, 1325 nt
Organism: Leptinotarsa decemlineata (Colorado potato beetle)
Lineage: Eukaryota; Metazoa; Arthropoda; Insecta; Coleoptera; Chrysomelidae
Gene: Ten-a
Product: Teneurin-a transmembrane protein
Biological process (GO): motor neuron axon guidance
Source: RefSeq, a predicted model, not a curated record